UCCCUAAUUUUUCAGAGUUCAUGAGCAAUCUUUCUCUCUCCCCCUCCCCCCCUUUUCUCAGAACCGUCGCUUCUUGUGUCAAAUCAGAUGCUUUUGAGCUUAGAUCGUGUGAUGAGCUUAUAGUGGUUCUCUGUUCGGAAUCUCUUGCGGUUGGUUAAUGCAUGUUGAAGAAUGAUGUCUGGCGAUUAUGAUGAUGAUGAAGAAGAAGAACUUUCCUCUGGCGCCUCUGGAGACGAAGUACACGUCAUUAAUGGACACAACAAGCGUGUUCCGACAGCGCCUUCUGCACCGCCUCGCAAGAGAAACCGCAAGGCCGGUGGUGAUGCCAUAGUUGAAGCCAUGCUAGCAAUCGCAGCAGCUUCCAAAAUGAGAGCAGCGGCUUUGACUAACAAGAACCCAGACAACUCACAAGAUCCGUCCACUAGUAAUAGCAUCGACUUGGACAUAGAACUAGAUGAGAUGGAACUAGUUGCUGCAGCUGCUGGUUACUUAUACUACCAACGUCUAGUAAACCAACCUCCGGGAACUUCGCCUAGUACAAGAGGUGCAUAUCUGAGAGACUUGCUACAAGGACCUGUCGAAGAUUGCAGGGAAGUGCUUCGGAUGGAUAAACGCCUGUUUCACAAACUAUCCGACACUUUUCGAGAGAAAGGACUGCUGAGAGAUACCAUCACUGUCCUGGUGGAAGAGCAGGUUGCUAUAUUCUUAAGCAUUAUAGGUAAUAAUCAGCGCAUCAGAGUUAUACAGGAGAGGUUCCACCUUUCUUGUGAAACCAUUAGCCGCCAUUUCAACAAUGUGUUAAAGGCAGUUAAGGCGGUGUCACGAGGGUUUUUUCAGCCACCGGUUAUGGAAACACACGAAGAUAUAGUGAGUAGCAAAAGGCUUUAUCCAUAUUUCAAGGAUUGUAUUGGAGUUAUAGAUGGGUUGCGACUUCUUGCUAACCUUCCUAUAAAAGACCAGCCCCGGUUUCAGAACAAGAAAGGCAUACUUAAACAGAACGUGCUUGCAGCUUGCACUUUUGAUUUGGAGUUUAUAUUUGUAUGCCCUGGAUGGGAAGGCUCUAUCAACGAUUCACGCGUCUUAAGAGCAGUCCUAGAUGAUCCAAAACAGAACUUCCCUCAACCUCCCAAAGGAAAAUACUAUCUUGUUGACAGAGGUUACACAAACACAGAAGGGUUCAUUGCUCCAUACCAGGGAACUAGGUACGGUCUCCACGAGUACCGUGGCGCACGCCAAAUGCCGCAGAACGCUCCUGAUCUUUUCAAUCAUAGGCACAUGUCUCUAAGCAACGUUAUCCAAAGAUCAUUCAGCCUUCUGAAAACCAGGUUUCCCAUCCUGAAAUCCGCGCCUCCUUACCAUUUUCAAGUCCAGAGGGAUCUGGUGAUUGUGACUUGUGCUCUGCACAACUUCAUUAAAAGGGAAGACGGCGUUCACGACUGGCUCUUUGCAGCUGAAGGUAAAGAUGUUGGUGCAGAGGAGGAACCUCGUGGAGAAGAGGAAGAAGAAGAGCUAGAGUUGCUGCACACGGAUUCUACUCCUAGGGAGCUUGUUGCUGAUUCUCUACGAGACUUUAUUGCAUUUACUAUGUGGGAUGACUUCAUGAAUAAGUGCGAAGAAUGGUAGAUAAUAACAAGAAUGUGCUAACGAGUUUGGUUUAUGUUUAUAUUAGUUUUAACAAGAACCAAAGGAGUUUGAUUUAUGUUAUAUUAGUGAACAAAGGGUCAUUAUUAUUUUCUUGCUCA
Raphanus sativus (radish) is the source of this 1742-nucleotide messenger RNA. RefSeq lists its product as uncharacterized. Lineage: Eukaryota; Viridiplantae; Streptophyta; Magnoliopsida; Brassicales; Brassicaceae. The transcript is spliced from 4 exons. Bases 172 to 1623 code for a protein of 483 amino acids. The record is from RefSeq and is a predicted model, not a curated record.